AUGCAAAAUUUAAUAGAUGUCUACACGGAUAUGCCGCCUGUUACACGGGCAUAUACAACAGCGUGUGUUUUGACAACGCUGGCUGUGCAACUUGAUUUUAUCACUCCUUUUCACUUAUACUUCAACUGGGAUUUGAUAAUAAAACGAUAUCAGUUUUGGCGACUCCUCACCUCCUUUUGUUUCUUCGGGUCAUUUGGGUUCAGUUUUAUGUUCAACAUGAUAUUUACAUAUCGGUACUGUAUGAUGUUAGAAGAAGGAUCAUUUCGUGGAAGGCGAGCUGACUUCGUUUAUAUGUUUCUACUCGGAGGAGCUUUGAUGAUUUUAUGUGGUAUAUUCGUGCAAAUGGUUUUUCUUGGUCAAGCGUUCACUAUCAUGCUUGUAUACAUUUGGAGUAGACGAAACCCUCAUAUCCAGAUGAAUUUCUUCGGUGUGCUCUCUUUCACAGCCCCCUAUUUGCCAUGGGUUCUACUCCUUUUCUCGCUUUUAUUGGGGAACAACGCAAUAGUAGAUUUCAUGGGUAUUGCCUGCGGACAUUUCUACUUCUUCCUUGAAGACGUUUUCCCGUAUCAGCAACACGGAAUGCGUUUGUUGGUGACUCCAGGAUGGUUGAAGUGGUUGUGUGAUGAGCCGCAAGCGGACCCUGUGCCUGAAGAAGAACGACCAGGCGGCUUCGGAUGGGGUGUGGAAGAUGAGUAA
Messenger RNA from Necator americanus (New World hookworm), 696 nucleotides. RefSeq lists its product as uncharacterized. Gene Ontology annotation, biological process: endoplasmic reticulum unfolded protein response. The transcript is spliced from 6 exons. Lineage: Eukaryota; Metazoa; Nematoda; Chromadorea; Rhabditida; Ancylostomatidae. Gene Ontology annotation, cellular component: endoplasmic reticulum membrane; Hrd1p ubiquitin ligase ERAD-L complex. The record is from RefSeq and is a predicted model, not a curated record. Gene Ontology annotation, molecular function: ubiquitin-specific protease binding; misfolded protein binding. Bases 1 to 696 code for a protein of 231 amino acids.